AUGUGGGAAAGGGGCACAGAGCUUCCAUACUUUAGCUGCUCCGCUCUCAGCACCUCCAUGUGUGCAACAGCCCGGAAGCUCUCUUUACCUCAUCCUUUUGGACUAAAUGUGUUAAAUGGGCUUACCAACAAUAUGGAUGAUUUGAAGAUAAACACCGAUGUUACUGGUGCUAAAGAAGAACUCCUAGAUGACAGCAGUUUUAUAUCAGACAAAGAGAGUGGAGUUCAUAAACCAAAAGAUUGUCAAGCAUCAUUUCAGAAAAACAAUACAUUCACUUUGCCUGAAGAACUGUCAAAGGACAAAUCUGAAAAAGCCUUAAGUGGAGGCCAGUCUACUCUGUUUAUACAUGCUGGUGCUCCUACUGUUUCUAGUGAAAACUUUAUCUUGCCUAAGGGAGCUGCUGUUAAUGGACCAGUUUCACACUCCUCCUUAACUAAGACUUCCAGUAUGAAUAAAGGCAGUGUUUCAUUAACCACUGGACAGCCUGUGGAUCAGCCCACAACAGAAUCUUGUUCAGGUUUGAAGGUGGCAGCCGAUCUUCAGCUGUCUACACCACAGAAAGCAAGUCAACAUCAAGUUUUAUUUUUAUUAUCAGAUGUAGCACAUGCUAAGAAUCCAACCCAUUCCAUUAAAAAACUACCUACCUCUGCUUCAAUUGGUUGUGACAUUCAGAAUUCAGUAGGGAGUGGUAUAAAGUCAGAUAGCACUUUAAUAAAUCAAGUAGAGGUGGGUGAGGAUAGUGAAGAUUUAUUGGUAAAAAAUGAUUGUGUCAGUACAUUAACAGGAAUUUCCUCAGGUACAGAUGAAUUUAGGUCAGACAAUGAUACAAACUGGGAUCCCCAAAAAGAGUUCAUUCAGUUUCUUAUAACUAAUGAUGACACAGUAGAUAAAGCUCCAGUUCACUCUAAAGUAGGUCUGGAAAAAAAGAGAAAGCGAAAAAUGGAUGUAAGCAAGAUAACUCGUUAUACCGAAGAUUGCUUUAGUGAUUCUAACUGUGUACCCAAUAAGUCAAAAAUGCUAGAAGUAGACUUUAUGGAACAGAAUGAAGACGUGCAAGCAAUAGACUCACGGACAUAUGCAUUAUCACAAGUGAAACCUGAAUCAGCUGAUGAAGACUUGGAAUCUGUGGAUACUUUUCAACAUCUAAUUUUUAAUUCAGAUAAGUGUGGAGAAGACAGUUCACCUGUUCAUACUAGCACUUUUCUUUCAAAUACCUUAAAAAAGAAAUGUGAAGAAAGUGAUUCUGAGUCACCUGUUCCUUUCAGCACCGAAGAGCCAUCAUUCUACCCCUGUACAAAGUGCAAUGUGAAUUUUCGGGAGAAAAAGCAUCUCCACAGGCAUAUGAUGUAUCAUUUAGAUGGGAAUAGCCACUUUCGUCAUCUUAAUGUCCCAAGGCCAUAUGCUUGUAGAGAAUGUGGACGGACAUUUCGAGAUCGUAACUCACUGCUAAAGCAUAUGAUUAUUCACCAAGAAAGAAGACAGAAAUUGAUGGAGGAAAUACGUGAAUUGAAAGAACUUCAGGAUGAAGGAAGAAGUGCACGAUUACAAUGCCCUCAGUGUGUGUUUGGUACCAAUUGCCCUAAAACAUUUGUGCAACAUGCUAAAACCCAUGAAAAAGAUAAAAGGUACUACUGCUGUGAAGAGUGUAACUUUAUGGCAGUGACAGAAAAUGAGCUGGAAUGCCAUCGAGGAAUUGCCCAUGGAGCAGUGGUAAAAUGCCCUAUUGUCAGUUCUGAUGUAGUCCAGAGAAAAACACACAAAAAAACAUUCAUGAAAGACCCCAUUAUAGGAUCAUCCAAAAAAUCGGCUACCUAUAUAUGUAAGAUGUGUCCUUUUACUACUUCAGUCAGGAGUAUUUUUAAAAAACACAUGGAGUACUUGCAUUCAUCAUCAUGCAUUGAUUCAUUUGGCAGUCCUCUUGGGCUUGAUAAAAGAAAAAGUGACAUAAUUGAAGAACCUAUAGACACUGAUAGUCCUAAACCAUUAACUAAACAACAGUCAACAACAUUUCCAAAGAACUCUGCUUUAAAACAAGAUGUAAAGCGAACAUUUGUAUCAUCCUCACAAUCAAGUAAUUUUUCAAAAUUCCAUAAACGGCCACACAGAAUACAAAAGGCUCGGAAAAGCAUCACCCAGUCAGGUGUAAAUGUGUGCAAUCAAAACAGUUCUCCUCACAAGACUGUUAUGAUUAAAAGCAGCAUUGACCAAAAACCUAAGUAUUUCCAUCAAACAGCAAAAGAAAAAUCUAAUGCCAAGGCAAAUAGCAACUAUUUAUAUAGACAUAAAUAUGAAAACUACAGAAUGAUCAAAAAAUCAGGUGAAUCGUAUCCUCUGCAUUUCAAAAAAGAGGAAGCUGGUUCAUUAAAUUCUUUACAUUUGUUCUCAAGUAAUUCUCACAACAAUAGUUUUAUUUCAGACCCUCAUAACUCUGACACCAAAAGGCCAGAAAGCUUCAAAGACCACAGGCGUGUAGCUGUAAAGAGAGUAGUUAAGGAAUCUAAGAAGGAAAGUUCCGUUGGAGGAGAAGACUUGGAUAGCUAUCCAGAUUUCUUGCAUAAGAUGACUGUUGUUGUUUUGCAAAAACUUAAUUCUACCGAAAAGAAAGAUAGCUAUGAAACAGAAGAUGAAAGUUCCUGGGACAAUGUUGAGCUAGGUGACUACACUACACAGACUAUAGAAGAUGAAACUUAUCAUGAUAUUAAUCAAGAACAUGUAAACUUAUUCCCUCUAUUUAAAAGCAAGGUGGAAGGUCAACAGUCUGGAGAAAAUGCUACACUUAGUUAUGAUCAGAAUGAUGGCUUUUAUUUUGAAUAUUAUGAAGAUGGUGGAACUAAUAACUUUUUGCAUGAGAUUCAUGAUUCUCAGCAUUUAGAAAAUGCAGAAACUGCAUUGUCAAAGCAUAGUUCUGUUUUUCACUGGACUGAUUUGUCUCUCGAGAAGAAAUCGUGUCCUUACUGCCCAGCAACAUUUGAAACAGGUGUUGGGUUGUCAAAUCAUGUCAGGGGACAUCUUCACAGAGCAGGAUUAAGCUAUGAAGCCCGCCAUGUUGUAUCACCAGAACAAAUAGCCACAAGUGACAAAAUGCAACAUUUCAAAAGAACUGGCACAGGAACACCUGUUAAGCGAGUUAGAAAAGCUAUAGAGAAGUCUGAAACCACUUCUGAACACACUUGUCAGCUCUGUGGUGGUUGGUUUGAUACUAAAAUUGGAUUAUCAAAUCAUGUUAGAGGCCACCUGAAAAGACUUGGAAAGACCAAGUGGGAUGCUCACAAAUCUCCAAUCUGUGUUCUGAAUGAGAUGAUGCAAAAUGAAGAAAAAUAUGAAAAAAUCUUAAAGGCAUUGAACAGUCGUCGUAUUAUUCCUCGACCAUUUGUAGCUCAGAAACUUGCAUCAAGUGAUGACUUUCUAUCUCAAAAUGUUAUACCUCUUGAAGCAUACCGUAAUGGCCUAAAGACUGAAGCUUUAUCAGUGUCUGCAUCAGAGGAAGAAGGGCUGAGUUUCUUAAAUGAAUAUGAUGAAACUAAACCAGAACUGCCCAGUGGAAAAAAGAAUCAGUCUCUUACACUGAUAGAACUGCUUAAAAAUAAAAGGAUGGGAGAAGAAAAGAAUUCUUCUGUUUCUCCUCAAAAGAUCCAUAAUCAAACUGCAAGAAAGAGGUUUGUUCAGAAAUGUGUUCUUCCACUAAAUGAAGAUAGUCCAUUGAUGUAUCAGCCACAAAAAAUGGACUUCACUAUGCACUCAGGUAUGCCUGUGAAGCUUAGAACAUGUGUGCAUUGCAAUACGACGUUUACAAGUGCUGUUAGCCUGUCCAACCACUUACGCGCUUAUGCACGAAAGAAGAGUGCUGGACUUUUGACUGGUACAGCCUUAGAUUGUAAGCAAAAGAAAUCAAGGUCAAGAUCCGGAAGCAAGAAGAAACUUUUAUCAUUACCUCAUGGUGCUGACGAGGUUUACAUUCUCCGAUGCAGGUUUUGUGGCCUGGUCUUUCGUGGACCAUUGUCUGUUCAGGAAGACUGGAUUAAGCACUUACAACGACACAUUGUAAACGCUAAUCUUCCACGGACUGGAGCUGGCAUGGUGGAAGUCACAUCACUACUCAAAAAGCCUGCCUCCAUUACAGAAACUUCAUUUUCUCUACUAAUGGCAGAAGCAGCUUCAUAG
This is a messenger RNA of Budorcas taxicolor (takin), 4161 nucleotides long. It is a transcript of the gene ZNF644, whose product is annotated as zinc finger protein 644. The transcript is spliced from 6 exons. NCBI's taxonomy places the organism in Eukaryota, Metazoa, Chordata, Mammalia, Artiodactyla, Bovidae. The record is from RefSeq and is a predicted model, not a curated record. The coding region runs from base 1 to 4161 and encodes 1386 amino acids. Gene Ontology annotation, biological process: regulation of transcription by RNA polymerase II. Gene Ontology annotation, cellular component: nucleus. Gene Ontology annotation, molecular function: DNA-binding transcription factor activity, RNA polymerase II-specific; RNA polymerase II cis-regulatory region sequence-specific DNA binding.